AGAGGAGAGAGAGAGAGAGAGAACACGGCGGCUGGAGAAGAGAGAGAGGAGAGGAGAAAGGGGAGAAGAAAGAGGGAGGAAGGUAGGUGGCGGGGCGAACCUCGAAAGUCUAGAGAUCUAGAGGAGGUUUCUGUCUGGACUGUGCUUUAAGUUUUUGAAGAUUUCUAUUUUCACUGGGUUCCUGAGGAAUCGAGGUCCAGAUCGAAGGUUGAUUCGUGGGGAUUGGCGAAGAGAGCUCUCGUCUCGGUUUGGAUCGGCUCUGGAUCGCUCGAGCGACGUUAUUUGUCGGCCUGGAUGGCUGCCCUACAGAGCUCAGAUCUGUUCAUCUAAGCGCCGCAUCGUCAAGGAAUUCCUUUAUCGUGCUUGAGAGGAACACUUGGGACCGAAUUAGAUCUUUGAAGCAGUUAUCACAGGAUAAGAAGAAACAUUUAUCUGAAGGCUAGGGAGUAUUUAGUUCUGAAUUCUGAUCAGAAGCCGCGCUUCCUUGUUUGGAUUUUAGACCUUUACGCUGGAGCGGUUAGGGGUUCCAGGAACUAUGUCUUCCUUGAGCAGGGAAUUGGUUUUCCUGAUACUGCAGUUUCUGGAUGAGGAAAAAUUUAAGGAAACCGUUCAUAAGUUGGAGCAAGACUCAGGCUUUUACUUCAAUAUGAAACAUUUUGAGGAUCUGGUUCAAGCAGGGGAAUGGGAUGAAGUUGAAAAAUAUCUUAGUGGUUUCACCAAGGUUGAAGACAAUCGCUAUUCCAUGAAAAUCUUCUUUGAGAUUAGGAAGCAGAAGUACCUUGAAGCCCUUGAUAAACAUGACAGGGCAAAGGGUGUUGAUAUACUUAUGAAAGAUCUCAAAGCUUUUGCCUCUUUUAAUGAGGAGCUAUUCAAGGAGAUUACCCACUUGCUUACCCUGGAGAAUUUUAGACAAAAUGAGCAGCUUUCAAAGUAUGGGGAUACUAAAUCAGCCAGAAAUAUAAUGUUUAUGGAGCUUAAGAAGCUUAUUGAAGCUAAUCCUUUGUUGCAUGAUAAGCUGACAUUUCCACCAUUUAGAGCUUCUAGGCUACGGACAUUAAUCAACCAAAGUCUUAAUUGGCAGCAUCAACUUUGCAAGAAUCCACGCCCAAACCCUGAUAUUAAAACACUUUUUACUGAUCACUCGUGUGCUGCUGCUCCUGCCAGUGGAGCUCGUGUGCCUCCACCUACCAAUGGUCCUCUUGUUGGAGCCAUUCCCAAAUCAGGGGCAUUUCCACCAAUAGGUGCUCAUAGCCCAUUUCAACCAAUUGUCUCUCCGCCUGCAAGUGCUAUAGCAGGAUGGAUGACAAAUGCUAACCCAUCAUUGCCACAUGCCGUUGUGGCACAAGCUCCUCCAGGUCUUGUGCAGCCUCCAAGUACAGCUGCUUUUCUGAAGCACCCAAGGACCCCUACGAGUGCUCCUGGUUUGGAUUAUCAAACAGCAGAUUCUGAAUACUUGAUGAAGAGAAUGCGUAUGGGUCAAUCUGACGAGGUGUCAUUUUCUGGUGCAUCUCAUCCACCCAAUAUUUACUCCCAAGAUGAUAUUCCAAAAACUGUAAUACGAACUCUUAAUCAGGGUUCGAGUGUCAUGAGCUUGGAUUUCCACCCUUUGCAUCAAACAAUACUUCUUGUUGGAACAAAUGUUGGUGACAUUGGCAUAUGGGAAGUUGGGUCUCGAGAGAGGAUAGCACACAAAAGUUUCAAGGUUUGGGACAUUGGGUCUUGUACUUUGCCCUUGCAGGCACUUCCUCAAGCUGCACUAAUGAAAGAUGCUUCAGUAUCUGUCAAUAGAUGUUUAUGGAGUCCUGAUGGAUCUAUUCUUGGUGUUGCUUUUUCAAAGCAUAUUGUUCAGACAUAUGCUUUUAGUUUAAGUGGGGAAUUGAAGCAACAGUUGGAGAUUGAUGCUCAUGUUGGUGGUGUUAACGACAUUGCCUUCUCCCAUCCCAAGAAGAGUUUGUCAAUAAUCACAUGUGGGGAUGACAAAACAAUCAAAGUAUGGGAUGCCAUUACAGGACAGAAGCAAUACACAUUUGAGGGCCAUGAAGCUCCUGUCUAUUCUGUAUGCCCACACUAUAAAGAGUCUAUCCAGUUUAUUUUCUCUACUGCCACUGAUGGUAAAAUCAAUGCAUGGCUCUAUGAUUGUUUGGGGUCUAGAGUUGACUAUGAUGCUCCUGGGCAUUCGUGCACAACAAUGGCAUACAGUACAGAUGGAACAAGGCUUUUUUCUUGUGGAACAAGUAAAGAUGGUGACUCACAUUUAGUUGAGUGGAAUGAGACAGAGGGAGCUAUUAAAAGGACAUACUCUGGUUUUAGGAAGCACUCACUAGGAGUUGUCCAAUUUGACACAACUAGAAACCGUUUAUUGGCUGCUGGUGAUGAAUUCAUGAUUAAGUUUUGGGAUAUGGACAAUACCAAUGUUCUUAUUACAACUGAUGCAGAUGGUGGAUUGCCUGCAAGUCCUCGCUUGCGAUUCAACCGUGAGGGUUCAUUGCUUGCGGUUACCACAAGUGACAAUGGUAUUAAAAUCUUAGCUAAUGGUGAUGGGCAAAGGUUGGUGAGGCUGCUUGAGAUGAGGGCUCUUGAAAACUCUCGAGGUGCUUCUCAACAGAUCAAUGCCAAUCUAAAGCCCCAAAUUGUCAGUGCACUGGGAACUGUUUCAAAUGUUUCAAGUCCUAUAGCAGCUACCCUUGAACGAGCUGAUCGAAUCCUACCUGCUGUGUCAAUGAGUAGCUUAGCUGCUAUGGAUAAUAAUAGGACAGCAGACAUUAAGCCAAAGAUCUCAGACGACACUGACAAGAUAAAAAACUGGAAGUUAGUUGACAUUGUUGAUUCUGCCAAUCCGAGAACCUUGCGGUUGCCAGAUACAUUGGCGACCUCAACCAAGGUUGUUCGUUUGUUAUAUACAAACUCUGGGCUAGGAGUAUUGGCACUUGGUUCCAAUGCUAUCCAUAAACUCUGGAAAUGGACACGUACUGAGAGAAAUCCUUCUGGCAAAUCAACUGCAUCUGUUGCCCCUCAGCUGUGGCAACCAUCAAACGGUGUUCUUAUGGCCAAUGAAACAAGUGAUAGUAAUCCAGAAGAAGCAACUGCAUGUAUUGCUUUGUCCAAGAAUGACUCCUAUGUUAUGUCUGCAUCUGGCGGAAAAGUUUCUUUAUUUAACAUGAUGACUUUCAAGGUUAUGACAACAUUCAUGCCACCCCCACCUGCAGCCACCUUCCUAGCAUUCCAUCCUCAAGACAACAACAUUAUUGCGAUUGGAAUGGAAGAUUCUACUAUUCAGAUAUACAAUGUUCGAUUUGAUGAGGUUAAAAUCAAGCUCAAGGGUCAUCAGAAAAAGAUAACUGGCCUAGCAUUUUCGCAGCCACUAAAUGUUCUCAUUUCUUCAGGUGCUGAUACUCAGCUCUGCAUGUGGAGUAUUGACGGAUGGGAAAUGAAAAAGUCACGAAUUAUCCAAACACCGGCUACUCAUGCAGCUCCAAUGGUUGGUGACACCAAAAUUCAAUUUCACAAUGACCAGACACAUCUCUUAGUUGUCCAUGAAAGCCAACUGGCAAUCUAUGACAACAAGCUUGAAUCUUUGUGCUCGUGGUUACCUAGAGAUGCACUACCAGCACCAAUUUCAAGUGCAGUGUAUUCAUGUGAUGGUCUACUGGUAUACGCUGGAUUUUGUGAUGGUGCCAUUGGAGUUUUUGAAUCAGAUAGCCUGAGGCUUCGUUGCCGGAUUGCACGGACUGCCUACAUAAGCCCAUCCAUUUCUAGUCCUGGAGCAGCUUAUCCCAUGGUGAUCGCAGCUCACCCAUCUGAACCCAAUCAGAUAGCCUUGGGUAUGAGCGAUGGUGCGGUGCACGUAGUGGAACCAUCCGAGGCAGACUCAAAAUGGGGGGUAGCCCUUCCGCAGGAAAAUGGAGCUUUCCCACCCGUCUCCUCCAAUCCUCCUUUGAACAAUAGUCAAGCAUCAGAUCCCCCUCCUAGGUGAUUAACCUUUCUUUAGUAGAACAAUAGUUACAUUCCUAGAUGGGCAUAGUAGGAGAAACAUUUGUGUGACAACAGCCACCUCCAAUUUCACAGCUUCUUCCCUUUUGUUUCUGCUAACCUGUUCGUUCUUGUAAAGCCCCUCGUAUCUAUUUGGGUGGCAAUAGAUGAGUUGUAACAUAUGUAGCUACCAUGGAUUUCUUUUCUCCUCUGUUCUCAUAAAUUCCAGUGGAUAUCACAGCAUUUUAAGAGAAAACUCAUGGUGGACAUUGGCUUGCUUCGUUCA
Molecule: messenger RNA, 4255 nt
Organism: Musa acuminata AAA Group (dessert banana)
Lineage: Eukaryota; Viridiplantae; Streptophyta; Magnoliopsida; Zingiberales; Musaceae
Product: protein TOPLESS-RELATED PROTEIN 2-like
Exons: 26
Coding region: 536-3973 (1145 amino acids)
Biological process (GO): regulation of DNA-templated transcription
Molecular function (GO): protein binding
Source: RefSeq, a predicted model, not a curated record